This is a messenger RNA of Hypomesus transpacificus, 2874 nucleotides long. RefSeq names its product tumor necrosis factor receptor superfamily member 1A. The coding region runs from base 427 to 1578 and encodes 383 amino acids. Gene Ontology annotation, biological process: signal transduction. The transcript is spliced from 9 exons. Gene Ontology annotation, molecular function: protein binding. The record is from RefSeq and is a predicted model, not a curated record. Gene Ontology annotation, cellular component: plasma membrane. Lineage: Eukaryota; Metazoa; Chordata; Actinopteri; Osmeriformes; Osmeridae.
UUUUCUUUCUUUCACUGAUGGUGUAUUUCUUCGGGUAUUCUUUUAUAAUUCGGAAAACAAAUAAUCUGUUUUACUACUGUUGCUCUCAUACUUCCGUUUUUCAGUCAGGAGAAAUGUACCUGAUAACAAGUCAGCAGUCAGCAGUUUGUCAGAAGCACCUUGCUUACGUGUAAUCAAUGUAUCCAUCACAGCCACCAAUAGAAAUGCAUUAAAUGGGGUGUCUAUGUCACUGUUUCCUGUUUAAUAUCACUUCUCCGAAUUUCUGAACAAGCUCACUAUACUCACUUCCUUCCAACACAGCAUGUUUUAAUACAAACUCAGAUCAUAUUCGUUUCAACAUUUAGACUUAUGUCAGUUAAAGAACUACGCAGUUGCUUUGGCUUUAUUAUCUUUACAAGUAUUUUGGUUUAAAGCAAGUUUGUAAGAAUGUUUCUUUCAAUGGUUGUCCUAUUGAUGUUGGCUCACUCUGCUUUGAGCUGCACUGAGAUACAAGCUAAUACCAGCUGUUGUAAAUUGUGUCCAGCAGGCUAUCAUGCCGGGGAAAAAUGCCUUGCAAAAACCAAUCCACAAACCUACAAAUGCGUCAAAUGUCUUAAGGGUUCGUUCACUGCAAUAAUCAACUCUAUAGAUAAGUGUUUACGAUGCAGUGGAUGUAAAGAAAAUCAAGUGCAAACGCAGGACUGUGUUUACAACAAUGAUAGAAAGUGUGCUUGUCAAGAUGGAUACUACCAGGAGAACCCUGAUACUCUGUGUAAACCCUGUGUUAAUGACUGUAAGGGGCAUGUAGUCUGUGUGGCCAGAUGCCCCACUACUAACACCCCCACCUUCCCAACCCAAAAAGAAAACUCAAGCUCUACCACACCAUCAAACCCUUCAUUCUCUAAAGCAGAUCAAAGUUUCUUCAAGGUGCACCUGGUCAUACUGUUGACUCUGGUUGUCACUGGCAUCCUGAUUUUGAUUAUGAGCUACCUCACUACUUCAAGAAAAGCUUGUUUGAGAAGGGAGAAGGACUUGGAGUUAUCUGCAAAGAACCUCCAACAUAACGCAGGAAACCCCGAGAUAACAUCCAUGUCUGUCUUUCAAGCAAACCAGCCUCGUCCUGUAAGAACUUCAACCACUCAGUCCGGGACAGAAGAUCUAAUCCAUGUGACACCUUUGCUGCCUAAUCCACAAGUAGGAAUCCCCAGGCAAGAGACCCAACCCGACCGCAUCCCCGCCACCGUUCUCUACGCCAUCAUAAAGGAGGUGCCGCUGCGCCGCUGGAAGGAGUUCCUCCGCCUGCUGGCGGUGCCUGAGCGCCAGAUAGAGCGUGUGGAGCUGGAGGCCGGCAUGGUCACCGGCUCCCUGGAGAGGCAGUACCUGAUGCUGCGGCUGUGGAGCCAGCAGCCGGCCGCCACCCUGGACCACGUCUACUCGGCCCUGCAGUACAUGGAGCUGACCGGGUGCGCCGACCAGCUGCAGAGCAGCCUGGACCAGAUGCAGUGGUGCACCGGGGCUGGCCGGCUAGUCACCCAGCCUGUGACGUCACCGCAGCCUAACAGGAUUAUGGAAACGUGGGUGAUGAACACCGAACUGUGAUGGUGGCAGUUUGAGGGCGUCCAUGUUUGGUACAGUGUCGUAGGAUCUCAGACACACUGCCGUUGGUAAAAACGGUUCUGUGUCUACAUAAUGCAGUCUGGGCUCUCAUAGAAGUGACUCUCAAUGAUAUCAUACAACAUCAUGGGACCAUAGACUGUGACCAAGCUAAAUGUGUACGUGAAUAUGUACCUAAACAUUCACUGUAUUGAAUUGAUGUUUUAGAAGUAACAAUUGAACGAAGAGGUAAAGACACAUGUAGAAGGUGCAUAUGGGCGUACGACUGUUAAUCACCUGGAUGUGUGAACGGAGAGAGGGCUCAGCAUGUAGUAUGUGAGUUAGAGUUCAGCUGGAGGAAGGGACAGGCUCGGCUCCUGAAUUAAUUGGAUCGGGGGGCGGGGGCAUUUGUUUUUCACUAGGGGGCGUUUUGUACGUAGCUUUCUUAUAGAAACGUAGCUCUAAAAUAAUGAGGAGGGGGGGGGGGGGCAUUUGGCAUUGACGGGCAAUGCCCCCCCUUUGGAGCACACUGGCCUGUGCCUGUGGUAGUGGGACAUCAAAGUGGAGGAGUUGGCCCUCAUUUACAGUUCCAAGUCAGAAGACGAAUGCUGAGGCAAGAGGUAGUCUCAGGUUCAGAUAAGAAAGGGUUUGGGAGAGGGGGGGGGGGCAUGCCUUUGUUUGUUUAUGAUUAUAAAAGUUGAUUAACCGUUACUUUGCAGUUAUGAACCUAUAAGCCAUGAAAUUACAGCUGCCUGCAAGCACUUGUAAUCCAGAGCUUUUAGAAGAAGCCUUGGUCUGUUUGAAGUUAUUUAUUAGUAACGUUGACUCGUACCCUUUUGAACCUGCGGUAACGGAAUAUUGAUUCUUUGAUUCCUUGAUGUACGGUCUUUAUGACAAAAAUGUAUCAAAUUGCAACAUGGAACCUCUGGGGCUAGACAGGAUGAACUGUCAUAUGACAUCCUAACAGGAUCAUGUAGCCAGAUAUAAAGGUUUAUUUUAUCUUAAAAGUUAUAUUUAAGCUUCAUACGGUCAAAUGGAUCAUCACCACAGAAACCUCACUAGGCAAACUGAAUAUGACAGCCAUGCCAUAUUUCAACUACUACAGCUACGCUGACGUAUGAUAAAGGAUCUUUCCAUUACUUUAAUAUUUAAAUAAUGGGGUAGUGGUCAGCUUAAUAAUCAUCUAAUCAUCAGGGGUCACUUGGCUGAGCAGUUAGGGAGUCGGGCUAUUAAUCAGAAUGUUGUUGGUUCAAUUCCCGGCCGUGCCAAAUGAUGUUGUGUCCUUGGGCAAGGCACUUCACC